Messenger RNA from Trypanosoma cruzi, 663 nucleotides. RefSeq lists its product as uncharacterized. The record is from RefSeq and is a predicted model, not a curated record. NCBI's taxonomy places the organism in Eukaryota, Euglenozoa, Kinetoplastea, Trypanosomatida, Trypanosomatidae. Bases 1 to 663 code for a protein of 220 amino acids. The transcript has a single exon.
AUGCCGCGCUACUACACUCCAAAGGAGGUCCGUGCCCACUGCUUUGAGGAUGACGCAUUCAUCUCCGCCAACGGCAAAGUUCUAGACAUUACUCCGCUUAUUCAGCGGUACCAAGGCACGCGUUUUGCCAGCCUUGUGCAGCCACUCAUUCGCGCCGCCGGCACCGACAUCUCCCACUGGUAUGACAAGAACACGAUGGACCUGAAGACAUGCAUCGACCCCGAGACAGGAUUUCGUACGUACGCUCAACCGUUUGGUCGUUUUGCCCACAUACCCACCGUUCUUCCGGAUAGCAACAUUGACCUUAGCUACGAGGUGCCGUGGUGGAAAGACGAGCAAUACGUCAUUGGCAACCUCACCCGCAAGACACGCAAGAUACGUAUCAUCAACACUCUUAAUGGUGCAGAACACACACUUGAGGUGUGCGCCGAGGAGAAUUUGUUUGAGAUUGUCAAUACCAGAUUCCUCAAAUAUAAUGCACACGCACUGAGCUACACCUGGCGUCGUCAUGACCCAGAUGGGCGCGACCUUGACAUGACGAAGACGCUGGAUGAAAAUGGCAUUGUCGAUGAGUCUGAGGAGUUUGAGUCUCUAGGAUUGAACGCGGAUUUUUACAUCCCGGCGUUACACCUCUACUACGACGAUGAUCUAACGGAGGCGUAG